AAUUUUAUUUAUGGUAAAGAAGUUGGUGGCAUCGAUAUAAGAAAGGCAAGUUUGGUCGGAAUAAGAUUCAAAACGCUGUUUUUUUGCAGUUUCUUCGAUUCUCUCUUUCUCUUUCUUCAGAAAAAUUAAACCCAUUCAAAGAAAGAAAGAAAGAGCGAUCAUUUCCAAUCACAAUGGCAGAUCAACUCACCGAUGAACAGAUCUCGGAGUUCAAGGAAGCCUUCAGUUUGUUCGAUAAGGAUGGCGAUGGUUGCAUCACAACAAAGGAGCUUGGGACUGUUAUGCGUUCGUUGGGUCAGAAUCCAACAGAGGCUGAGCUCCAAGACAUGAUCAAUGAAGUAGAUGCUGAUGGGAAUGGCACCAUUGACUUCCCUGAGUUCUUGAACCUCAUGGCUAGAAAGAUGAAGGACACUGAUUCUGAGGAGGAGCUGAAAGAGGCGUUCCGAGUGUUUGACAAGGACCAGAAUGGGUUCAUUUCUGCUGCUGAGCUCCGCCAUGUGAUGACCAACCUUGGGGAGAAGCUCACUGAUGAAGAGGUUGAUGAGAUGAUUCGAGAGGCUGAUGUCGAUGGCGACGGCCAAAUAAACUACGAGGAGUUUGUUAAGGUCAUGAUGGCCAAGUGAUGGUAGUACACCAUCUCCACUAAAUUCUGAACUGAUGGAAAAAAAUGACAAGGUUGAACUUGUGAUAUAGUACACCUAGUCCUUGCCUAAUGUCAUUACUGUCUUAUUUCUAGAUUUUUAUUUGAUGUUUUUGAAUUCAAUCUAAACGACAUUUAGUGGAAAGCUCUGCUGCUAAUAGUAAUUGUGGUGGAAUGGUGUCUUUCUAGUUUCUGUUGUGACUUGUGUCUCAAGUGCUUGAUGUUUAUUCAACUCAGCUUUCUUCUGCUCCUAA
Molecule: messenger RNA, 894 nt
Organism: Glycine soja
Lineage: Eukaryota; Viridiplantae; Streptophyta; Magnoliopsida; Fabales; Fabaceae
Product: calmodulin
Exons: 2
Coding region: 174-623 (149 amino acids)
Molecular function (GO): calcium ion binding; enzyme regulator activity
Source: RefSeq, a predicted model, not a curated record